This is a messenger RNA of Cervus elaphus (red deer), 908 nucleotides long. RefSeq names its product E3 SUMO-protein ligase NSE2-like. Gene Ontology annotation, biological process: double-strand break repair via homologous recombination; protein sumoylation; protein ubiquitination. Gene Ontology annotation, molecular function: zinc ion binding; SUMO ligase activity; ubiquitin-protein transferase activity. Gene Ontology annotation, cellular component: Smc5-Smc6 complex; nucleus. The transcript is spliced from 2 exons. The record is from RefSeq and is a predicted model, not a curated record. Lineage: Eukaryota; Metazoa; Chordata; Mammalia; Artiodactyla; Cervidae. Bases 1 to 684 code for a protein of 227 amino acids.
AUGCCUGAGCGACAGGGGAAGGGAGUGAAGGAAGGAGUUGGGGUCCGGGCGUGGGGAAUCCGGGCGCAGCCGGACGAGAGCUACAUUCGGCCGUCAGCUGAAGUGAGUAGUGAAUACAGCAUGGAUAAGGCAAUGGUUGAAUUUGCAAUGAUGGAUCGGGAACUAAACCAUUAUUUAAAGGCUGUGCAAUCUACAAUAAACCAUGUAAAAGAAGAACGUUCAGAGAAAAUACCUGAUCUAAAAUUAUUAGUGGAGAAGAAGUUUUUGGCUUUACAGAAUAAGAAUUCUGAUGCAGACUUUCAAAAUAACGAAAAAUUUGUCCAAUUUAAACAACAGCUGAAAGAACUAAAGAAGCAAUACGGUCUUCAAGCAGACAGAGAGGCUGACAGCACGGAAGGACUUGAUGAAGAUAUGAUUGUGACUCAGAGUCAGACCAACUUCAUUUGCCCCAUUACACAGUUGGAAAUGAAGAAACCAGUGAAAAAUAAAGUGUGUGGCCACACCUACGAUGAGGAAGCCAUUGUUCGCAUGAUUGAGUCCAAGCACAGGCGGAAGAAAAAGGCCUGUUGCCCGAAAGUCGGCUGUAGCCACAUAGACAUGAGGAUAUCGGACCUCAUCCAGGAUGAGGCACUGAGAAGAGCAAUUGAGAACCACAACAAGAAGAGACGUCGCCAGUCCACCUAGGAAAGCCCCCUGCCUGCAGGGGACUCCGCAGCCUACCUCCUACCCCAGCCAUCCGUAGAGAGGGAUGCUUCUCAAAGCACUUUGACUGGCUGCAUAGCAUACUUUGGGGUAAAUUUGAAGGUUUUAGUGUAUUUGAAAGCAUUUUUCUAUGUUCUAAUAAGCAUUCAAGUCUACUAUAUUGUUUAUUUUUAAGUGUUCUGUAAUUUUAAAUAAAACUUUGAUUA